CACUUUGAAUGCUUUCCUUCACACGCCUUACUUUGUAGAAACGACAACAACCUUACUCGGGAAAUAUUAUUGAGUUUAUCUGUAGCUUCGAUAUAGUCGACAGAAGACACAAAAAAAUAAGCUCUCCCUCCGAGCGCAUUCCUGGGAGACGACAUGAGUGUACUCAUUGAGACAUCAGUUGGCGAUGUUGUCAUAGACCUCUACAUCAAGGAAGCUCCAGAAACGUGCCUCAACUUCCUCAAACUUUGCAAGGUUAAAUACUACAAUUUCUGUUGCUUUCACAAUGUGCAGCGCGAUUUUAUGAUUCAAACUGGUGAUCCUACGGCAACAGGCCAUGGUGGAGAAUCCAUUUAUGGGCUACUAGACAAGACAAACUCAGACCCCCGCAAAAAGUACCUUCCUGCCGAGAUUAAUCCAAAACUGAAGCACAAGGAAAAGGGGACAGUCUCCAUGGCUAUUGCAGGGGCGAGCACAGGAUCAAAUCAGGAAGUGAAUAGUGUCCUUGGAUCCGAUAGAGGAGCUGGAGUCAUUGGAUCCCAAUUUUUUAUCACUAUGGCAAAUGACCUGGAUUAUUUAGAUGGCCGGUACACCAUCUUUGGGAAAGUAGCAGAAGGGAUGGAUGUCCUAGAGAAGAUCAAUAGUGCAUACACUGAUUCCAAUUUCCGUCCCUUUAAGGACAUUCGCAUCAAACACACCAUCAUUUUGGAAGAUCCUUUUCCUGAUCCUGAGGGUCUUGAAGUACCAGAUGAAUCACCCUUGCCAACACAGGCCAUGCUGGACACCGUACGCAUUGGUGAUGACGAGGAAAUUGAAUCCCUACUGCCACCAGAAGAAGAAGAGCGGAUUCGACGACUAAAGGAAGCUCAAGCCAGAGCUCUUACAUUGGAAAUGGUGGGCGACCUGCCUUUUGCAGAGAUUAAGCCUCCAGAAAAUGUCCUGUUUGUUGCGCAACUCAAUCCUGCAACACGGUCUGAGGAUCUAGAGCUUAUCUUCUCGAGGUUUGGGCUUAUUUUGAGUUGUGAAGUUAUCCGGGAUAAAAGGACAGGCGACUCUUUAUGUUACGCAUUUAUCGAAUUUGAAAAGGAGGAAGAUUGCUCGGAAGCAUACUUCAAAAUGAACAAUGUCCUUAUUGACGAUCGACGUAUUCAUGUGGAUUUCUCUCAGAGCGUGAGCAAAUUACAUAAAGACUGGAUGGUUAAGAAGGUUAAAUCCAAACAAGGUGGGGGAGGAGUUGGGAUCGAGGAUUUAAACUUGGAACAGCGGUCAAGGUAUAGGGAUGAAGAUAGGUCGUCAGGUCGAUCAGGUUACGAUUAUGUUUUUGAUGAUAAACAGGACUCGCGGCGGAGUGGUAAGAGUCAUCAUAGUAGCAGAGAUAAUAGGCAGCAACGAGAUCGGGGUAGUCGGCACGAUAGUUCGAGCUCGCGUAAUCAACACCGUCGGAGGUCGAGAUCACGCUCUGCAAGUCCUGGUGCUACGAAGAGAACAGAUGGUCGGGAUCGCGACCGAGAAUGGGAUCGAGAUCGAGGUCGAGACAGGGAUAGAGACAGGGAUAGAGAUAGGAACAGAGACAGGGACCGUGAUAGAGAUUCACAUAGGAGUAAUUAUAGACGAUAGUCAAUAAAGCUUUUUAAUCGGGUUGUG
This is a messenger RNA of Lobosporangium transversale, 1641 nucleotides long. RefSeq names its product cyclophilin-like domain-containing protein. Gene Ontology annotation, biological process: protein peptidyl-prolyl isomerization. NCBI's taxonomy places the organism in Eukaryota, Fungi, Mortierellomycota, Mortierellomycetes, Mortierellales, Mortierellaceae. Gene Ontology annotation, cellular component: nucleus. The record is from RefSeq and is a predicted model, not a curated record. The transcript has a single exon. The coding region runs from base 154 to 1614 and encodes 486 amino acids. Gene Ontology annotation, molecular function: peptidyl-prolyl cis-trans isomerase activity; RNA binding.